Molecule: messenger RNA, 818 nt
Organism: Carica papaya (papaya)
Lineage: Eukaryota; Viridiplantae; Streptophyta; Magnoliopsida; Brassicales; Caricaceae
Product: universal stress protein A-like protein
Source: RefSeq, a predicted model, not a curated record
AACCAUCAAAGAGCCAUGUUUCCAAAAGGGCCAAAACCCACAGGAACAGCAGCCAUUAACGCACCACCUUCCUCGAACCAAAACGAACAUUCAGAUUGUCUGACCCUUUUAUUUUUUUCGACUAUUCUCGACCGUUCGAUCAACCGGCGAUGGCUGACGUGGGAGAGAAGGAGAGGAAGAUCCUCGUAGCCGUCGAUGACAGCGAGGAGAGCACGUACGCCCUCUCGUGGUGCCUCCACAACAUAAUUUGUCAAGAUUCCAAGGAUACCCUUAUACUCGUCUACGCCAAACCGCCAAAAACAGUGCACGCAGCUCUUGACGGGACAGGGUAUAUGUUUUCUGCGGACAUAAUGGCGUCCACGGACGUGUAUGUCAAUGGGUUGGCAGCUUGGGUUAUAGAGAAGUCCACGAAGAUCUGCAGGGAGGAAUUUCAGGACGUUGAGGUGGAGUCGAUAGUACAGACGGGUGAUCCGAGGGACGUGAUUUGCGAGGUGGCAGAGAAGCUGCAUGCCGACGUGCUGGUCAUGGGGAGUCGCGGGUACGGUUUGAUCAAAAGAGCUUGGCUGGGGAGUGUGAGCAACCACUGUGCACAGACCGUGAAGUGCCCAGUUUUGAUUGUGAAGAAACCUAAAUUCAGUAACGGCAACAGAUGAUGGAAGACAACAAUUUUACCGUUCCCAUCUUUGAUUUUCUUCUUUUGAAGUGUGUAUUGUCAGUGUGUAUGUAGGGUCAAUAUCUUCUUGAAUUCUUGUUAUUCUGGCAUCGGCCAAAUAUGAAUGUGUAUGAUAAAAUUAUGACGAGAGGAUAACUUUCUUGCA